Messenger RNA from Pocillopora damicornis (cauliflower coral), 1600 nucleotides. RefSeq lists its product as uncharacterized. The record is from RefSeq and is a predicted model, not a curated record. NCBI's taxonomy places the organism in Eukaryota, Metazoa, Cnidaria, Anthozoa, Scleractinia, Pocilloporidae. Gene Ontology annotation, cellular component: plasma membrane. Gene Ontology annotation, molecular function: G protein-coupled receptor activity. Gene Ontology annotation, biological process: G protein-coupled receptor signaling pathway.
CUGGGGGCUGUCCAAGCUGAAAAGUUGUCAUCCUUACGUAUGCAUCCAUUUAUCCGGCUUUAAGUCACCAAAUUUAAAGUCGUUUGGUAAAUUGCAAAUAUCUGAGGAAAGGUAAAUGGCUUACAACAAAACCAACGCUACGGACUGGAUGCAAAUUUCUGCCUCCCACUGCAUUUCACGGCUCGCUGUCUUCGGCAUUGAAUGUCUGGCCGCAGUCAUCCUUAAUAUCAUCACCAUUAUUGUAUUUGUGAAGCAGCGCCAGCUACAGAGCAGAAGCACGUACUUGAUCAUUCAUCUUGGGGUAGUGGAUCUCUUGGUGGGGGCGAUCGUAGGGCCUAUGAUCAUCGAAAUGUAUGGGAGCGAGUUCUGUCGUCUGUGGGAGUCAAGGUCUUAUUUCGAUUGGUUACCUUCCCUUCAAAUAUAUGUGGGUCAUGGAGUUUAUCAGAUCUCUCUUAAUAACCUCGCGGUCAUUGCAUUAGAACGAGUACACGCAACAUUUCGUCCUUUCAAGCAUCGUUUCAUAAGGAAAUGGGUUUAUGGAGUGAUGAUAUCUGUCAAUUGGGUAAUCCCCUCAGCCAUGUAUAGUGUCGCGUUUUAUUUUGGGGUCCAUUCAUUCCUAAUCCGUUUCAUAUAUUUGUGUUCUCUUCUUUCUGUUAUACUUGUAUGUUAUGUCUCAAUUUACAUCAAAAUCCGGUGCAGUCGUCAUCUUCAACACCAUGGUGCGGCCAGCCUAAGGGAAAGAAAACUGACCACAACACUGUUCAUUGCUACCCUUGCAUCAUUGUUAACUUUCAUGCCGAGGUUAGUGUAUUGGGGAGAUAUCAAUUUUUCGGACCUUAUUAUAAGCCUUUCACUCCAGUCAUUUUUUGAUGUUGUUAUGGCAACAAUGACAAUUUUGAUUCUCAAUUCUAUAAUAAAUCCUAUAAUUUACAUCACACGAAUGUCACAAUUAAGAGGAGGUACAUCAAAGCUUAUAUUCCGUAGGGCUCCAAAUCACUUAAACCCAAACGGCGUCUCACCUCAAAUAGCUAAUUGUUUAUCUUAAGAGCACAACAUAUACUGAAGAAAAAAGGCAUGGUUUUGUUUCUCCAAUUGAAACCAGAUUACAAGUAGCGAAGGAAUAAAUCCGUCCAGUCUUUUGAGCUGAUUACGUGAAUUUCUUUGAAAAUGGAUGCUGAUGAUUAGAGAGAUUCUAGGAGCGUUUACGAAAAACCUGUUUGCUAGGCUAAAACCUGUUUGCUAGGCUAAACUUGAACCUGCUUGUUAGGGUAAAACCUGUUUACUAGGGUAAAACCUAUUUGGUAGGGUAAAACCUGUUUGCUGAGGUAAUGUCUGUGAGAAUAAAAGAGUAACAUUGUAUUUAUGCACCGAAUAUAUUCUCUUCUAAGCCUUCGGUAAAAUAAUAAUAAUGACAGGAUGCAGAUCGAAAAAAAAUUAACUUCGGAAAAUGUCCGAAGAUCACGAGUAUGCCCAAAAAGAAAAAAAUUUGCUUGUUUGAGUGAAAUAGCAUUGUGUGUUGUAUUAUCAUGUUUUAGUGUUCUUGAUUGGUCAGAGAGCACAAACCGUUAUGUAAUGCCAUGUAAUUGUUUAAUAUUACGGG